Sinocyclocheilus anshuiensis is the source of this 1499-nucleotide messenger RNA. RefSeq names its product solute carrier family 25 member 34 (gene slc25a34). NCBI's taxonomy places the organism in Eukaryota, Metazoa, Chordata, Actinopteri, Cypriniformes, Cyprinidae. The record is from RefSeq and is a predicted model, not a curated record. The transcript is spliced from 6 exons. The coding region runs from base 275 to 1243 and encodes 322 amino acids.
CGCGGUGAUUGGUCAGGGAGCAGAUGUGGGCGGGGCGUUCACUCCAGCGCUUCGUGUUUAGCAGCGUGUGAGUCACAAGCACAGACGCGUUCAGACUCGAUUUGAAUCCUGGACGUCAGAAGCGCUUCCAGUUUUGUCCACAUAUUCAGACUGAGCGAAACACCAACUGAAGCAUGAUUACAUACAUGAAUACUGUGAGAUAACACACACACGACACAGCGCACACGCUCCUGCAGGAUCGGUGGUGGAUGACGUGUGUUUCCUACACCCAGACAUGCCCGUCAUGCGGCUCAUAAACUCUCCGUUCGCCCCGCAGGCCCCCAUCACGCCCGUCGGCCCUCGGGCCCUGUGGCCCCCGCUGGACUUCAUGCUGGGCGCGCUGGCGUGCUGCGGCGCAUGUGUGUUCACCAACCCGCUGGAGGUGGUGAAGACCCGACUGCAGCUGCAGGGUGAGCUUCAGGCCCGCGGCUCCUAUCAGCGGCACUACCGCGGCGUGCUGCAGGCGCUGUGGGUGGUGGGCAGCACAGACGGCCUCCGCGGCCUGCAGAAGGGGCUGACGGCGGCGCUGCUGUACCAGGGCCUGAUGAACGGGGUGCGGCUCGGGUUCUACUCCUACACAGAGGCCACAGGACUCACGGACGCGCCGGGAGGGAGUCUGAUCUCAGGAGCUGCGGCAGGAGCUCUGGGCGCGUUUAUCGCCUCGCCGGCGUAUCUGGUGAAGACGCACCUGCAGGCGCAGACGGUGGCGGCCAUCGCAGUCGGACACCAGCACAACCAUCAGGACGUGUCGAGCGCAUUCAUGUCCAUCUACCGGCGUGAGGGUGUGAUGGGUCUGUGGCGGGGUGUUAACGGGGCCGUCCCUAGGGUCAUGGUGGGGUCAGCGGCUCAACUGGCCACAUUCAGCUCGGCUAAAGACUGGGUCACAUGCGCACAGUGGUUCGGUCCUCACAGCUGCCUCACUGCGCUCAUUGCCGCCAUGAUCAGCGGUGUCGCUGUGACCAUCACCAUGACGCCGUUUGAUGUCAUCAGCACACGCCUGUACAACCAACCGGUGGAUGAGUUCAAAAGGGGGCGUCUGUACUGCGGGUUUGUGGACUGUCUGAUGAAGGUUUGUGCUACUGAGGGGAUCAUGGGUCUGUAUAAAGGAAUGACGCCAGUGUUUGUGCGUCUGGCUCCUCAUACGGUUCUCAGUAUGCUGAUAUGGGACGUCCUGAGACAGCGAGCGCUGCUGUACAGGCACUGAUUCACUACACAUGACCUGGAGUGGGUAUGAACAAUCAUGAAGGAACGCCAUGCAGCGUUUACUGCUCAAAUCUAUCUGGAUGAGGAGUUUUUAUCGUCAUAACGCACAUAAUGAUACUUGGACUUGAACUGACUCUUGAAAUGCAGUUGAAGAGGCUCAUGGGAAGGAAAAUGUUACCUCACUACUGUGUUUCAUUUUUGACAUAACUGUAAAGACUCUGUAUUUUUAAAUGUAGUUUAUUAUUAAAGUUUUACUG